This is a messenger RNA of Cuscuta epithymum, 1388 nucleotides long. NCBI's taxonomy places the organism in Eukaryota, Viridiplantae, Streptophyta, Magnoliopsida, Solanales, Convolvulaceae. The record is from the annotation of a GenBank genome assembly.
AUUGACAGCAAAAACAAAAGAAAAACACGGUUCCGGAGUCUUAGAUAAGCACGGACUGAGUAAUAGUGCAUCACCCACAGAAAACUGAAGAAAUAAGAAAGAGAAAGAGAGAAGAAGGAGCUGGAUGUGGUAGAGAAAAAUGGCAGGUUUUGGGCUUCCAUCAAUCGCGGCCCUGUUCUUCUCAACCAUCGCUUUCCACUCGAUUCUCUCUGUCAAUGCCAACACUGCUAGUAGCAUGUUCGUCUACUGGGGCGGUGCUAACCAUUCCACAAUGCAAGGCGAUGAUCUUCAGCUCGUCCUCGACCAAACUUCCGGUUCUGGUGUUCAAUCGAAGAGCAGUUUCUUAUUUGGAAGCUUUGAGAUGCAGAUCAAGUUGGUACCUGGCAACUCCGCUGGAACUGUCACAGCAUUCUAUCUAUCCUCUAGUGGCAUCAAGCAUGACGAAAUCGACUUUGAGUUCCUAGGCAAUGUGUCUGGGCAACCUUACAUCAUCCAUACAAACAUCUUCACUCAGGGUGGUGGUGGCCGGGAAGUGCAAUUCUACCCAUGGUUUGACCCCACUGCCGACUAUCACAAUUACACGAUUCAUUGGAACCCCAGUGCUGUUGUAUGGUACGUCGAUGGGAUUCCAAUUAGGGUAUACAGAAACUAUUCAAGUGAGGGGAUCCCCUUCCCAAACCAACAAGGCAUGAAGGUAUACACGAGCAUUUGGAACGCAGAUGACUGGGCAACGAGGGCAGGCCUGGACAAGAUCGAGUGGAGCAAUGCUCCAUUCGUGGCCAAGUGUCGGGGUUUCCAGUCGAGGGCAUGUUACUUGGAGGGGCCGGAGAGCAUCAGUCAGUGCACAACGCCUUCAUCAGGCACCAACCCGCAGGAUGCAGGUGCAUUUAACAGGCUGAGUGAUGCAAAGGCGGGGCAAAUGAAUUCGGUUAGGAGAAAGUACAUUGUGUACGACUACUGCAAAGAUGUAAAGAAGUUCAAGGCGGGGUUGCCUGGAGAGUGUUUUCUAUCACAGAUCUAAGAAGAGCAGCUAUUCUAGCUAGUAUCCAAGCAUCACAGUGACCCUAAUUUUAACGUCUUAUUUAUUAUUUUAGUCGAUAUAACCUGGGUCUCAAAAUUAUCAUUCUCAUAUGUACUGUGGUUGGUUAUCUUGUACUCUUGUAGUCUGACUUCAAUUUUUUUUGUACUUAUUCUUUUAUUUUACGUGGAUAAAUUAUUUACUAUUUGAACUGAACUUACGAUACAACGUUUGGGUCAAAUACGAAAAUAUAUACGGAGUAUGGGUGUAUGAGUAUGACUACAGGUUUACAGCAUAGCCUCAAUUUCACAAUAGAAGUGACUAUACAUGUUAUUGUCUUUUAUAGGAGUAAAAACCAUGAAUGGAAUUU